Bipolaris zeicola 26-R-13 is the source of this 207-nucleotide messenger RNA. RefSeq lists its product as uncharacterized. The transcript has 2 exons. NCBI's taxonomy places the organism in Eukaryota, Fungi, Ascomycota, Dothideomycetes, Pleosporales, Pleosporaceae. Bases 1 to 207 code for a protein of 68 amino acids. The record is from RefSeq and is a predicted model, not a curated record.
AUGUCAGCAGAAACCGAUGCUACGAAUAUCAGACCAUCAAAGCGGGCUCGAGCCUCCUCUAAUGCGGACAACGUGUCGUCGCUACAAUGUCAGGUGUGCCACCGCACCUAUGACCGGCUUGACCACCUGAACCGGCAUUUGGACUCCCAUAGGAACGAAAGAUCCUUUCGUUGCAGAGAGUGCCCUGCAGCAUUUAAUCGGAGGUGA